Chinchilla lanigera (long-tailed chinchilla) is the source of this 6072-nucleotide messenger RNA. RefSeq names its product SIK family kinase 3 (gene Sik3). The coding region runs from base 76 to 3876 and encodes 1266 amino acids. Gene Ontology annotation, biological process: intracellular signal transduction; microtubule cytoskeleton organization; protein phosphorylation. The transcript is spliced from 24 exons. Gene Ontology annotation, molecular function: tau-protein kinase activity; protein serine/threonine kinase activity; ATP binding. NCBI's taxonomy places the organism in Eukaryota, Metazoa, Chordata, Mammalia, Rodentia, Chinchillidae. The record is from RefSeq and is a predicted model, not a curated record. Gene Ontology annotation, cellular component: cytoplasm.
GUUGCUAUCAAGAUCAUAGAUAAGUCCCAGCUGGAUGAAGAGAAUUUGAAGAAGAUUUUCCGGGAAGUGCAGAUCAUGAAGAUGCUGUGCCACCCUCACAUCAUCCGGCUCUACCAGGUUAUGGAGACAGAGCGGAUGAUUUAUCUGGUGACAGAAUAUGCGAGUGGAGGGGAGAUAUUUGACCACCUGGUGGCCCACGGGAGAAUGGCGGAAAAGGAAGCCCGUCGGAAGUUCAAGCAGAUCGUCACGGCCGUGUAUUUCUGUCACUGUCGAAACAUUGUUCAUCGUGAUUUGAAAGCCGAAAAUUUGCUUCUGGAUGCCAAUCUUAAUAUCAAAAUAGCAGAUUUUGGCUUCAGUAACCUCUUCACUCCUGGGCAGCUGCUGAAGACCUGGUGUGGCAGUCCUCCGUAUGCUGCCCCGGAACUCUUUGAAGGAAAGGAGUAUGAUGGGCCUAAAGUGGACAUCUGGAGCCUCGGCGUUGUCCUGUACGUGCUUGUGUGCGGCGCCCUGCCGUUUGACGGGAGCACACUGCAGAACCUGCGGGCCCGCGUGCUGAGUGGCAAGUUCCGCAUCCCGUUUUUCAUGUCCACAGAAUGCGAACACUUGAUCCGCCACAUGCUGGUGUUAGACCCGAAUAAGCGCCUCUCGAUGGAGCAGAUCUGCCGGCACAAGUGGAUGAAGCUAGGCGAUGCCGAUCCCAACUUUGACAGGUUAAUAGCUGAAUGCCAACAACUGAAGGAAGAAAGACAGACAGAUCCCCUGAAUGAAGAUGUCCUCUUGGCCAUGGAAGACAUGGGACUAGACAAAGAGCGUACACUACAGUCAUUAAGAUCAGAUGCCUAUGAUCACUAUAGUGCAAUCUACAGCCUGCUGUGUGAUCGACAUAAGAGACAUAAAACCCUGCGUCUCGGAGCACUUCCUAGCAUGCCCCGAGCCAUGGCAUUUCAAGCACCAGUCAAUAUCCAGGCGGAGCAGGCUGGAACGGCUAUGAACAUAAGUGUUCCCCAGGUGCAGCUGAUCAACCCAGAGAACCAGAUUGUGGAGCCGGAUGGGACAUUGAACUUGGACAGUGAUGAGGGUGAAGAGCCCUCUCCUGAAGCCUUGGUCCGUUACUUGUCAAUGAGGAGGCACACAGUGGGUGUGGCUGACCCACGCACGGAAGUUAUGGAAGAUCUGCAGAAGCUCUUGCCUGGCUUCCCCGGAGUCAGCCCACAGGCCCCGUUCCUGCAGGUGGCCCCUAACAUGAAUUUGAUGCACAACUUGUUGCCCAUGCAGAACUUGCAGCCAACCGGGCAGCUGGAGUACAAGGAGCAGUCUCUGUUACAGCCGCCCACUCUGCAGCUGCUGAAUGGAAUGGGCCCCCUUGGCCGGAGGGCAUCAGAUGGAGGAGCCAACAUCCAGCUGCAUGCCCAGCAACUGCUGAAGCGCCCACGGGGACCCUCCCCGCUUGUCACCAUGACACCAGCAGUGCCAGCAGUUACCCCUGUGGACGAGGAGAGCUCGGAUGGGGAGCCAGAUCAGGAAGCUGUGCAGAGGUACUUGGCAAAUAGGUCCAAAAGACAUACACUGGCCAUGACCAACCCUACAGCUGAGAUCCCACCGGACCUACAGCGGCAGCUAGGACAGCAGCCUUUCCGUUCCCGGGUCUGGCCCCCUCACCUGGUACCUGAUCAGCAUCGCUCCACCUACAAGGACUCCAACACCCUGCACCUCCCUACGGAGCGUUUCUCCCCCGUGCGCCGGUUCUCAGAUGGGGCUGCAAGCAUCCAGGCCUUCAAAGCUCACUUGGAAAAAAUGGGCAACAACAGCAGCAUCAAACAGUUGCAGCAGGAGUGUGAGCAGUUGCAGAAGAUGUACGGGGGGCAGAUUGAUGAAAGAACCCUGGAGAAGACCCAGCAGCAGCAUAUGCUAUACCAGCAGGAACAGCACCAUCAAAUUCUCCAGCAGCAGAUUCAAGACUCUAUCUGUCCUCCUCAGCCUUCCCCACCUCUUCAGGCUGCGUGUGAAAAUCAGCCAGCCCUCCUCACCCACCAGCUCCAGAGGUUAAGGAUUCAGCCUUCAAGCCCACCCCCCAACCACCCCAACAACCAUCUCUUCAGGCAGCCAAGUAACAGCCCUCCCCCUAUGAACAGUGCCAUGAUCCAGUCUCACGGUGAGUGGAGAGGGCCAGACGGAGCCGUGUGUGCCACACAAGGUGCUGCAGCUCCCUCCCAGUUUCAAGGCUUACCCUCCCGCAGUGCAAUCUUCCAGCAGCAGCCUGAGAACUGUUCUCCUCCUCCCAACGUGGCACUCACCUGCUUGGGCAUCCAGCAGCCUACCCAGUCACAGCAGGUGACCAUCCAAGUACAAGAGCCAGUUGACCUGCUCAAUAACAUGCCAGGGACAGCUGCGAGCUCUACCGGGCGGGGCAUCUCCAUGAGCCCCAGUGCCAAUCAGAUUCAGAUGCAGCACCGAUCCAACCUGAUGGCCACCUUCAGCUAUGGGCACCGGCCCUUGUCCAAGCAGCUCAGUGCUGACAGCGCGGAGGCCCAUAGCUUGAACAUGAAUCGGUUCUCCCCUGCUAACUACGACCAGCCGCAUUUGCACCCCCAUCUGUUUUCGGACCAGUCCCGGGCUUCCCCCAGCAGCUACAGCCCUUCACCAGGAGUGGGGUUCCCUCCAGCCCAAGCCCUGAAAGUCCCUCCACUUGACCAGCUCCCUGCCUUCCCUCCCAGUGCACAUCAGCAGCCACCACACUAUACCACAUCGGCACUACAGCAGGCCCUGCUGUCCCCCACACCGCCAGACUAUACCAGACACCAGCAGGUACCCCAUAUCCUUCAAGGACUUCUCUCUCCCCGGCAUUCACUCACUGGCCACUCGGACAUUCGGCUGCCUCCAGCAGAGUUUGCACAGCUUAUUAAAAGGCAGCAGCAGCAACGACAACAGCAGCAGCAACAACAGCAAGAGUACCAAGACUUGUUCAGGCACAUGAACCAAGGGGAUGCUGGGAGCCUGGCCCCCAACCUUGGGGGACAGAGUAUGACAGAGCACCAGGCUUUAUCCUAUCAAAAUGCUGACUCAUAUCACCACCACCACACCAGCCCCCAGCAUCUUCUGCAAAUCAGGGCGCAAGAAUGUAUCUCACAGGUGUCCUCACCUGCCGCAACCCAUGGGUAUGCUCCUCAGCCGGCACUCAUGCCCUCAGAGAGCAUGGAGGAGGACUGCUUGUGUGAGGGGGCCAAGGAGGGCUUUCUGGACAGCAAGAGUUCAAGUUCGUUGACCAAAGGUUGCCACGACAGCCCUCUACUCUUGAGUACAGGUGGACCUGGGGAUCCUGAAUCUUUGCUAGGAACUGUGAGUCAUGCCCAAGAAUUGGGAUUACAUCCCUAUGGACAUCAGUCAACUGCUGCGUUCAAUAGGAAUAAGGUGCCCAGCCGAGAGUCUGUCAUAGGGAACUGCAUGGAUAGAAGUUCUCCGGGACAAGCAAUGGAACUGCCAGACCACAAUGGACUUGGGUACUCAGCACGGCCCUCAGUCAAUGAGCACCACAGGCCCCGCACCCUCCAGAGACACCACACGAUCCAGAACAGUGAUGAUGCUUACGUACAGCUGGAUAACUUGCCAGGAAUGAGUCUCGUGGCUGGGAAAGCACUUAGCUCCGCCCGGAUGUCAGAUGCAGUUCUCAGUCAGUCUUCACUCAUGGGCAGCCAGCAGUUUCAGGAGGGGGAAAAUGAGGAAUGUGGGGUGAGUCUGGGAGGUCACGAGCACCCAGACCUGAAUGACGGCAGCCAGCAUUUAAACUCCUCUUGCUAUCCGUCUACGUGUAUUACAGACAUUCUGCUCAGCUACAAGCACCCCGAGGUUUCCUUCAGCAUGGAGCAGGCAGGCGUGUAGCAGGAAACAGAGGCUGUGUACAACUUGGGAAUGAGAAGGUUGAUUUUAAACCAACAGUAUCUAGCAGCAUUGCGCCAAACUGCCGUUGUGUUUCUCUCCACCCAGAAUACCAUGGCCAUUGCGUCACCUGACUCAUCAGUGUGUUCUUUGGGGUUCCGAAGGGGCCUGCUGUGUUUGCUUGUAUGACCAAGUCACCAAGGAAAUAAACAGGAAAUCCGUGUUCUCCAUCUGUUGUGAAAGUGUGUUUGGUGUAUUUGAGUUGGUGGGUGUUUUUGUUUGGUUGUUGGUUUUUGGGUUUGUGCCCUCUUUUGCUUUGUUUUGUUUUCUCCUCCAUCCCUUCCUCCCUCCCUUCAUUCCUCCUUUCUUUUGUGCGUGUGUAUGUCUAUGGGUUUCUUCCCUUUUCUUCCUUCUUUCUUUUUUCUUUCUUUCUGUUUUUGAGAUGAUAAGCCAGCAGUUAAGAGUUCAGAGGCCGGGGCCUCAGCCCACUCCCCGCUUCAGCCCUGCUCAUCAGAGCGCCCUCUGUUCCUCUGCCUGCUCCUCCAUGGGUACAAACAGAAGAGAACAUCUCUGCGACCUCGGUGGCAGAACAAAGGGGAGGAGCAGAGGUGAUGGUGUCUGGUCCUUAGCAAAAGAGAGAGGAGAGACAGAGACCGAGAUUACCCCAAGCCUGGAACCUGGAGGUCUUCUCUACUGCUGGGAUCCAUCAAAACACUUGUGGCCCAGCAUAGAGGUUGACGGUGGCCUGGCUCCAACAGGCUGCCAGCUAGGUCUCAGCUUGAGCCUCUUCAGCAUAUAAUUCAGCUCCCCUCCAGCAACCUGCAGAGUUGGUUGCCUUUGCCGUCCUGCUGGUUUACCCCUGGGCUGAAAGCCAGCAGUGCUGUACUGUGCUUUUUGUGUCACCUUUCAUUCUCAUUUUCCACUGUGCUCUGCAGAGGAUGUUUUGACACGUAUGCCUUUCCCUGCAACCUUUUUGUCACAAGCAAGAGGAACAGGAGGUUGCAGUGGGUCCUGUCUCUCUCAACUUCCUCCUCCCUGAGCAUCCGCAGCCCCUUUAAUUCUCCAUUAUGUAGGGAUUGUUUUUGGUGAAUGUCGAUAUUAUUGUUAUUAUUAUUAAAGACAAAAGGAAUUUUUGUUUAAAAGAGAGUAUUUAAUCAGAUUCUGUUCUAUUUGAAUUGUGACUUGCACCUUUUGUUCAGAGCAUUUUCUUCAGGCGUUGUAACUGUGAGCCGCUCUUUCUUGUGCCAGUGACAGAUGCAGUGGUCCCUUCCCCCAGCUGAAGCAGCGCAUACGCAAUAGCUCUUGUUUAUCCCAUUACCUUUAUUUCUCUUCACUGUUAGAAACCAAAGUCUUCUCUGCUGGCUGGGGGCUGACAGAGGAUCUGAGUUAUCUCCUUCUGAUCUUCAAAACCAGAGAGAGACGUUACCUGUACUAACUCUUGACCCUUUUUUCUGGGAAAGGAGAGUGAAAGGUCCCUCGCCGCCUCGUACUCUUUCGUCCUGAAUUUGCACAGAAGAAAGCGGGUGUCCAGUGGGGCCAUCCUGACGUUGCUGGCCGGAUUCCUAUGCAGGUUGUCCUCCACUGAAACCAGCAGCUCAGCUGCAGCGCCCACUGUCCCUCAAGUGCAUUUCUGCAAUGCAAGAACUGUUCUGGUGAUCUGCCCCAUUUCUACGGCCCCCACCUCCCCUCCCCUUGGUGGGGUCGCCAGCUACUCACUAGAAGGGAGCUUACUAACGGAGUAAGCCCUAGAAGCUGUUGUUGGCUCCCUGGACCUGUUCCAGCUCUGAUGUCCCGACUUGCCGUUCUGCUUCCUCACACUCAGCUUGAUCUGUUUACAUGGAACUGACUUACUGAAGAGCAGAUUGCCACCCCCCAGCAACCGCGCAGAUGAACGCCAGUGAGCCUACUAACCGUGCCAUCUUGCAAACUACUCUUCUAAAGACGUUGCUUUGUAUUGUAGUAGCCGACAUCCGCAAUAUAUGUUGAAUGUAUAUGAAUAUACUUUCCUAUUUCUGUUCUUGGAAAAUGUCAGAAGUAUUUUUUCUUUCUCAUUUAUGUUGAACUAAAGGAUUUUACAAAAUCUCCAGACUCAAAGUUGCUAAGACCUUUUGUCCUUGUUUGUGUGGGGCACUUAUAACUUAGUAACUUGGCUGGACAGUAGGAGGUUGUGAAAAUAAAAUCUGAUUAUGUUCUCAUGCU